UAAAUCACAAAUUCUAGAGGUUCCCCAUUUUUAUUGCUUAACACUGUCUUAUGCUAUGCGCACUACAUCAGCUCUUUGAAAAUUCCAUGCGUCCACAUGUCUACAAUGUAUAUAUUUUUAGUAGUAGUUCUUUAGGAAUUCAAGUGUUAUUCGAAUUAUUUCUUUGUAAACGUCCAUGCGUAUGCAUAAUGUUUAUCUUGUAGAGCGUAGCAAUAGUUUGUACUGGGACUGUUUAUAUAGUAUUCAUUCGAUUUCAAGUUUAAAUCCAAUGUCACGUUGUACAUCUUUUACAUUGUUGUCAUUGCCUAGGUUAUUUAGUCAUCCACCACAUGAAAGCGAUAGUUUCGGAUAAAAUAUACAAACAUGGUACAGAUGCUUUCUUGUCUUCGUGCCUUUUUACUCGGGUUCGUUAUCGUCCUUGGCUUUUCAGGAGUAAUGGUUGGUACUGGUUCUGGUGUAUUUCUUUAUCAAUUACAUGAUUAUUCAUUGUUAACUCCUACUGGAGUAGAUGGGCCACCUGCCAGUCUAUUAGGACUGAGUGCAUUGAGUUGUGUUCUUGCCUGGUUCAUUUGGCAAUUUGAUUAUAGUAGCAAGUCACAAGUUAUUUCGUUAGCAACUCUAAUAACAAUUAUUGGUGUAAUCGAAACUUGUGUAGGAAUUUGGGCAUUGGUUCGUCACCAACAAAUUUAUGCGCUACCAGAAAAAGUUCUUCAAAAGGCUGUUCUUGCUUUAAGUGAUUCAAAAAGUGAAGAUUUAUGGCAUCGCAUACAUAUAAAGUUGAAUUGUUGUGGUAUUAAUGGUGCUAGUGAAGAUUUUAGACAACAACAUAAACAUGUUCCAUGGUCUUGUUGUUAUGAGCCUCAGGAAAUUGAAAACAAUAAGAAAAAUUGUGAGAGAGGGUGUCAUCAUCUAGUUAUCCACAGAACACAGUCAAUUUUACUUUACACUUUUCUUUUAGCGCUUUCAUCAAUUAUACUUAAGGCCUGUACCAUUUCAUUAGCAUGGUGUUAUGCAAAGGCCAUCACUGAGGGAAUGUUACAUAGAAGAAAAAUGCUAAGGAUAGCAAGCCAAGCUUCUGCUAUUGCCAUGACUAAAAUAGCAAAUCAACCCAUGAGCGACGAAGAACAUGGCAUAAAUCUCAGUCCUUCGGUCUAAUGGUUAUGUUGAAUAUGGCGAUAUCAUCAAGAUUAUAAAUGUCUUAACUUUAUUGAUUUAUACAUACGUCAUUAUAUAAAAUUUCAUUACAUCAUUAUUUCAAACUAUUUUUAAGGAAGCGGAGGUAUAAACUUUGAUUAUUUUGCUUGUAUGUAUUUACGUUAUUCUGUCAUUUGUUGUAUCCGUACUUAUGUGAAAAACGUGAUAUUCUUGUGCUUGUGAGUAUAGUAUUAUGCUGGGAUAAGAAUAAUAAAUUAUUUAAUUACCAAGUCA
Molecule: messenger RNA, 1428 nt
Organism: Ceratosolen solmsi marchali
Lineage: Eukaryota; Metazoa; Arthropoda; Insecta; Hymenoptera; Agaonidae
Exons: 5
Coding region: 364-1155 (263 amino acids)
Cellular component (GO): membrane
Source: RefSeq, a predicted model, not a curated record